This is a messenger RNA of Solanum tuberosum (potato), 1558 nucleotides long. RefSeq lists its product as uncharacterized. The record is from RefSeq and is a predicted model, not a curated record. Lineage: Eukaryota; Viridiplantae; Streptophyta; Magnoliopsida; Solanales; Solanaceae. The transcript is spliced from 3 exons. Bases 114 to 983 code for a protein of 289 amino acids.
UCAACUUCACUCCACACUCCUUUCUUCUCUAUUUUCUUUCUUUCUCCUUCUCUGUCAAAAAUCGAAAUCAUCAAUCCACAUUUUCUCUUCUUUCUCUAUUUUCUUUAGGAGUGAUGGAUCGAGCAAACCCACUGUUGGGUGUUUUGUUUUGUCUAUUAUAUGGGUUAGUUUAUCAAGUAACACUUUACUUGUUUCCUCUACCCUUCCAUUUCUUAGAAUUUUUUAAGAUUCAGUAUGUUCAAAAAGUCAUGACAUAUAUUUUAUUGUUGAUUCCUCCUUGUUUGAUGUUAGCGUGUAGCAUCAAGUAUAAAAACAGACUAUCGAAUCAUGUCAUCCACUUUUUCAUAUCGGGAAAAAAUGACAUCACAUUUGAUUGCAUUUCUAGUUGGUUUCAAGUGGGUCGACACCUAUUUUACGAAGAAGAUUUAGCCCUAGUUGUUUUCAUAUCAAACGUAUUCUUCAUCUUCAUCAUCUUUCUAGACCAAUUUGUUCAAAGGGAAUAUACCCGCAUAGACGUUCCUCCUCAAUGGGAAGAUACCAAAAAAGCCAUCAUGUUGGUGAAGAAAAUUGUCAAGAGAUGCAUCUACGGUUUUUUUCUUAUGCUAUACCUCGGACGGAUGUUGAAAACGGACUAUCUCCCUUUUCCUUUGCCCGGAUGUAUAAUCCCUCUCAUCCCGGCCAUUAUGGGUGGUUACCUUAUAGUAUUUUGCUAUAAUCCUGUCCCUAUAGAUCUGAGACCGGCCACGAGACUGGUCCCGGACGUGAGACUGGUCUCGUACGAGAAACCGGCCAUGACACCGGCCGUGACACCGGACGCGAGACCGGUCCCGGACAAGAGACCGGUCCCGGACAAGAGACCGGUCCCGGAAAAGAGCAAGGUCCCGGACAAGAGACCGGUCCCGGACAUGAAACCGGCCGCGAGACCGGUCCCGGACGAGAAACCGGCCGCGAGACCGGCCGAGAUACACCCACACGAAGAAUAGGGAAGAUCAAAGAAACAAAUGAGAAAAAUUGACAAGGUCGGAGGAUAGUCCCUUUUUACUAAUACUGCAAGGCAUUAGCCAUAGUUUAUGUUAAGUUGUUGAAUACUACAAGGCAUUAGCCAUAGUUUACUAAUACUGCAAGGCAUUAGCCAUAGUUUAUGUUAAGUUGUUGAAUACUACAAGGCAUUAGCCAUAGUUUACUAAUACUGCAAGGCAUUAGCCAUAGUUUAUGUUAAGUUGUUGAAUACUACAAGGCAUUAGCCAUAGUUUACUAAUACUGCAAGGCAUUAGCCAUAGUUUAUGUUAAGUUGUUGAAUACUACAAGGCAUUAGCCAUAGUUUACUAAUACUGCAAGGCAUUAGCCAUAGUUUAUGUUAAGUUGUUGAAUACUACAAGGCAUUAGCCAUAGUUUACUAAUACUGCAAGGCAUUAGCCAUAGUUUAUGUUAAGUUGUUGAAUACUACAAGGCAUUAGCCAUAGUUUACUAAUACUGCAAGGCAUUAGCCAUAGUUUAUGUUAAGUUGUUGAAUACUACAAGGCAUUAGCCAUAAUUUAUAUUAAGUUGUUGAAUACUA